GGGGCGUCGGGCGGAUGACCGCGGGAACGGUUGUGAUCACCGGCGGAAUCCUAGCCACGGUGAUCCUCCUCUGCAUCAUCGCGGUCCUGUGCUACUGUAGACUCCAGUAUUACUGCUGCAAGAAGAGCAGAGCGGAGGAUGCCGACGACGAGGAGGAGCACGACCUGCCCGCGCCCCCGAGAGGUGCCACGUGCAACGCCUGCAGCUCGCAAGCCCUGGAUGGCAGAAGCGGCCUGGCGCCCUUCGGCGGCGAGCCCUGCAGCCCGCCAUGCGGGGUGGCGGCGGCGAGUCACUGCGCCACCUGCUCGCCCUACAGCUCGCCCUUCUACAUACGGACGGCUGACCUGGUGCCCAACGGGGGCGGAGGCGAGCGACUCUCCUUUGCCCCUUCGUAUUACAAGGAGGGAGGACCCCCAGCGCUCAAACUGGCAGCGCCCCAGAGUUAUGCGGUGACCUGUCCAGGCUCCGGGCGUGAGGUCUUCACCAAUCCAAGGGCUAUCAGUACAGACGUGUGA
Ochotona curzoniae (black-lipped pika) is the source of this 515-nucleotide messenger RNA. RefSeq names its product family with sequence similarity 163 member A (gene FAM163A). The transcript is spliced from 2 exons. Lineage: Eukaryota; Metazoa; Chordata; Mammalia; Lagomorpha; Ochotonidae. Bases 15 to 515 code for a protein of 166 amino acids. The record is from RefSeq and is a predicted model, not a curated record.